Molecule: messenger RNA, 2056 nt
Organism: Aegilops tauschii subsp. strangulata
Lineage: Eukaryota; Viridiplantae; Streptophyta; Magnoliopsida; Poales; Poaceae
Source: RefSeq, a predicted model, not a curated record
CCUAGGGUUCCCCCAUCCUCUUCCUUCCCUCCUCCGCCGCCGCGAGGAGGUAAGACGCGGCCCACGUGGCUGCUUCCCCGCCAUGGCCGCUGCGGCCACGAGCUCGCUGCCGGCCUAGCCCUCCGCCGUGGCCUCCCCUCCGUCGACCAGUCGCUGGAGAUCGCUGCCCGGGAUCCAUUCUGACGUCGAGCCGCGCCCAAGGAUCGUCAAGUCCGGCUACCUCCCCGUCGUCCUCUUCCUCCCCUGCUUCACGGUCAGAUCAGCGCCGGAGUUCAGCUAGUCGCCGCAGUUACUGCAGCAACUCCCCGUCCGCAUCGUUUUGUCCUAGGUGAGGGAGUAGGCAUGGCUCGGCGACAUCAUCAAACUAGGAAAAAGGCUGAAAGGACUGCUCUACAGUUGGACAAGCGCCGGCGCUUGAAGGAAGUCUUACACAGUUUUAUCUACCAACUCAUACUAUGGGGUGGGUGGCUUUCUUUGUAUCUCAACUGGAUCCCAGAUGACGGGCCAUCUUCCUUGGUUCGUCGAGCUAUCCUCAUUGCACCCUUUGUGCUGUACAUUGCACCGUUGGUUCUGUAUGCGGUGGCAGAUCGGGUCCGUGAUUGGGCCUGGGUAUUGGUAAUAUCGUUAUGGGCUCCAUGCAUACUGAGCUUGCUGCUGGGGGAGAAGUCCAUCUCAAAAUAUGUGGAAAGAUAUCCUGUUAGUGAACUGUAUACAAGGCAUAACGGCGACACAGUUCUUGUCUGCACCAAAGAGGGUUUGCAGUUGCUGGCAGGAUUCAUAGACAUUAUUCUUAAUGCACACAUGAGUGGUAAAAGUUGGGCCGGUACCUUCUCUUCUGAGCAUCUUCGGUUGACUGGAAACCGAUGCAGAAUCAGUUUGGCGCCUACCUUCACUGGAUCUUUUGGGAACCUGCUCCUUGAUCUAUCAACAUUAGGCAGAGUGCUAAUUGAUCAUUACAAGUUUGACAGCCAGAAACCUGAAGCUUCAGUUAAGAAAAAGAAAAAGAGGCCUGAAGCAUAUGUUCACCAACUCCAUGCCACGCUGACAGAUCCUCCUGUCAGUGCAAAUUCAUCUCCCAUUGACAUGAAAAAGUUCAUAAAGUUCUUGGGGAAACAUUUGGCCCGCAAAUCCUCUCGUGAGAAGAAGCUUCUGUUCAGGGAUCUGUUCCAGAUCCUGAAGGCAUUGGGUGCAGUAGAAAAGGCGUCUUUGGAUGCAACGGUGGCCAAGAUAAAUAUAACUUUGAAAGAUUGGCGGACUUUGGCUGACAAGGACCCAUUGUUGAGGGAAACCUUGUACUAUCAUCAAUUCAAACCCAAUAAUACAGUUUGUCGAUAUGGACCUGGGCCAGAUGAAUUGUUCAGAUUUCUGAGGAACUUCUUGGAACAUGGAGGGGAUAGACAUGCUAAUGGUCAGCAGAAGAUUGGGAGCAUGAAAGACAUUGACACUGCAGGCGCUGAGUUGUUCCCGCCCUUUACAGUGAAACUCACUUAUCAUUUAGUGAUGGUGCUGGAGAUGGCCGGCCUGUUGGACUAUGCCUGGGAAAACAACUGAAGCCAAAGCCGAAGCAAAGCAGCCAAAGCUUAUUUGAGAAGCAACAUCUGGAAGCAUUCACAAGUUACUCAAGAAGCUCUGCAGUGACUCUCUAAGGCCCUGUACAACAUUGCGUGGAAAGCUAAAGAACCGGAGCAAUCCUGUCAUGUAGCCCCAUGUGCUCGGAUCCCUUAGUUGUGAGUAGGUUGCUUGAUGUAGUCUGUAGUGACAUGGUUAGAUAAGUGAAGGAUAUCUUUGUCGCUAUCACUCCAAUUUUGAUAUUAUGGUCAACUCUAUGGCAAUACCUGAUGGAGCUGUGUAGGAGUAGUUGGUUAGAUACCAUUUUCAACAGAAGAGUAGCCGUUGAUCAUGUGUUUGUAUUGUGUAGUAUGGGCAUGUGGUAUGUUGUUCUAAUUUCCUGCAAGAUACCGGUUCAAAUGUCAGAAUUUUUAGAGCAACGAUACAUGAAAUUGUCGGGGGCAUAGAAAUUUCUCAGUUGUGAGAUAAUGCAAUCUGAUCCAGAAAA